AUGGUGAAGGGCCGAUUCACCGUCAACCCGUUUACGGAGUUGAUUCUUACACCUUCUGACACUAACACCCUUCACGAGAUUUCCAGUGCCGUCCUUGCCUGGAAUCUGUCACGAUAUGAAGAUUUCAUCGAGGUCGACAAAGGUGAAAUUGACCAGAAUCACUGGAAACUUGUCAAAAGUCGAGACAAUGCCCGAGUUUUCCAGGGGAGGACGGAAGGCCAUACUCGCCAUGGAAUGCCAUCUCAUCAAACUGCUGAGGCUCUGUCGGAUCUGCCAUCGUUGCUCUGCGUCGGCACUGCGAUUGGUGAAAUGGAAGACAUGAUGUUCGGUGUGAUAAACCCGACACUCGAGAUCAUGCGGAUCAAGGCUUCGUAUGUGGAUGACGUGAGUGGCGCUGCAAUCCUUGCUAAUAUUGUUGACCCAACAGUAGAGAACCCGUUCAACUCCCUUGUCGUCAAGUGGAUGGAAAUGGAUAUCCCUCUCCAGUCGAUGGGUAUUGUGAGAAACCGCGACUAUAUUUACGUUGAGGCUACAGGCUUUGCGCAUCUUGCUAGCGGCGAGAAAGUGGGGUAUCAUAUCUUGCACUCGGUUGAUUUCCCAGAGACACACAAGCUGCCAAAUCGAGUUCGUGCAAACCUGUCCAUCUGCAGCUUCUUCCGCCAACUUCGACCAGAUGUCAGCGAAAUCUUCGUGACUGGUUUGAUGGAUCCGGGUUGCGGCAUAACCCGCAUGCUGGUCAUUCCUACAAUGGCUAACGCAUUGCUGGCGACGUUGAAGUAUGCUCAUUGUGGACAGAUGAAGAAGUUGCAGCACACACUGGAGAUGCGCUAUGCAGAAGCAAAGGAAUUGGGCACGCCUAACCGAGAACACGUCUGCAUAACUUGCAAUGCCCCAAUCACGAACCGAAAAUUUGGAGAUUUCAGCAAGUCUGACGCAACGUGCAAACUCUGUUUCGGUUACGUGUGUCACGGCUGCAAGAUCCAGAGGAAACUUAGUUUCGUGACUCCAGAUCUGUUGUUGGCUCAGAGGGGGGUCACAUUUUGUGCGGUGUGUCUAAACGAUGCUAUCAGAGCACCUGCAGCCAAUGCAGCAAGAGCUCAGAUAGUAACUUCAGCUAAUGGAGUGUCGAAGAAUCACUCGUACAAACACUACUCUUCAGAGACGAGCACCGUUUCUGAAUACAAGAGUAGUUUUGGGUAG
Peronospora farinosa is the source of this 1200-nucleotide messenger RNA. Lineage: Eukaryota; Oomycota; Peronosporomycetes; Peronosporales; Peronosporaceae. The record is from the annotation of a GenBank genome assembly.